Vicia villosa (hairy vetch) is the source of this 540-nucleotide messenger RNA. RefSeq lists its product as uncharacterized. The coding region runs from base 1 to 540 and encodes 179 amino acids. The record is from RefSeq and is a predicted model, not a curated record. Lineage: Eukaryota; Viridiplantae; Streptophyta; Magnoliopsida; Fabales; Fabaceae. The transcript has a single exon.
AUGGCGGACGAAUUCGAGUGGUGUGCGAACAUCAGUGGCAUAUUCUCGGUGGCUAGUGUUUCGGCUAUGGUAUCCAACUUGAAGUCUUGUGCUUGGCAGCCACAAAUUGUUAGUGUGAUGAAAAUUUUGUGGAAUAUGUUGAUUCCUUUAAAGAUUCAAAUCUUUGCUUGGAGAUUAUUCACUUCUAGACUUCCCACAAAAGAUUUAUCGUUAUUAAGAGGAGUUGUCAAUAUAUCUAAUCCGUUUUGCGAGUUUUGCGGGAAUCAUCCGGAGACAUUGUCCCAUAUCUUCUUUUUUUGUCAAGUCUCUAAGAAGGUGUGGGAGUGGAUUUUCUUGUGGUUAGGGGAAGAGUUACCUUUUUCGAUUGAGGAGUUCAAGGAUUUUGAUGUUUUGCAGGAGAAGAUAAAGAUAGCUAAUGCAAGGGUGAAGAUUAACACUAUAUGGAUGACUACAAUUUGGAGCAUUUGGAUCAUGCGUAAUUCUAUCAUAUUCGAGCAAGUUCUGUAUAGUUUUGAUAUGGUGUUUUAUAAUGUCAUGUAA